Myxocyprinus asiaticus (Chinese sucker) is the source of this 2279-nucleotide messenger RNA. RefSeq names its product chromosome 49 C1orf53 homolog (gene c49h1orf53). The record is from RefSeq and is a predicted model, not a curated record. Bases 813 to 1163 code for a protein of 116 amino acids. Lineage: Eukaryota; Metazoa; Chordata; Actinopteri; Cypriniformes; Catostomidae. The transcript is spliced from 3 exons.
GCCAUACUGCCACAGCACAGUUCGAAGAGGAAACAGAGAGUCGCAGAUAUUGACCUCAAUACUUAAAUAACCUGAAACGAUUACAUGUUGUACUGAUCGCAGAUGUACUGAUUAUCACAAAGUUUACGUGGUGUCAGAAGCUCGGCUGUCGCAAAGUUUUUAGUUUACUUUUCUUUAGCAACGGUAAUGUUGCUGCUGCUUGGUUUAAGUAGACUUUUUAGAGUAUCACGUUUUAAACUUCGAGGGAAUAUAAUAAUGUCAAAUGAGGUUUGUAACGCGAGAACGCCGUGUUCACAACAGACCGCAAGUGAGAGCGAAUCAGAUUCAAACUCUCGUGCUAAAAACACAAAUAUGAUAUAUGACACGCGCACGUUUUCAGAAAAUGAUAGUUUAAUUCACAAACUCCACCGAGAAGCAUGCAAGGUAAGAGCAAAUUUAAACACGAUUAUUUGCACUUGUCUUCGUAUGGUGUCACACUUAAAGGGGAUCGUGUAGAUACACCAGAGCUUUGAGUCAGUGACCGUGGAGAAGACUACCAGGCAUUGUUGACAUGAAAGAUGCCAUGUGUGCUUGUAAAAAAUAAAAGUAUUUUAAAAGACCCCUGAACUCUUCUAAGGACAUUUCCCAUAGACUUUCCUCUUAGGCAACUAAAAAAAGAGCAUACUGCACCCUAGUAAAAUGCUUCUUCCCCUGUAUCUGGAAGACUGGGUCAUUUUUUCAAAGUUUCUUUUUGCUGUCAGGAGCAAUGCAAUUUGAUUUUAGAGAGGAAGUUAUGGAAGACCGGUGGACUUGAGGAAUGCACAGAGCACUGGAUGCACAAACAGUGCCAACUUCACUAUGGAGCCAAAGGAUGGCAUCUGAAAUGGCAUGCCACUGAAGUGCCUCAGGCCCUUUUGCCGUUGGAGGCUGUCAGAGAUGAAGCCAGUGCUCGCCUCUCUCGAAAUGAUGCUUACAAAUUCCUGAAAGGCCUUCCUAUUGUGUUUGCCAAUAAUCAGGAAAGAACAUACAUUGACCCGACAACAGGCUACAAGGUGUUCACUGAGUUUGCCCAUAGGAAAAGAGGAAGAUGUUGUGGGAGUGCCUGCAGACAUUGUCCAUAUGGGCAAGUUAAUGUGGAGGAUCCAGCUAAGAAGAAAACCUUCAACUCUUUGUUUUAUGUAUAGCGGUAAAUGUGAAGAUCUACUGAACAAUUAAUUUUGUGUACUCCCAUACUGAAUUUGGACUUCUUUUAAUGCGCAUCCACUACACCAGAUGUGCAACCCACACUACAGGAAAUGGUUAGAAUCACAUCUAUCCUCUGUGAUUUGACAUACAGGAGUUGGUGUGCCAGAAGUAUUCCACAAGCAGGAAUUUUUGUGGCAAUGAAUAUUCAUAUAGUUAAUUUUUAACAAUAACUUAAUAACCUUUAAAGACAAACCUACCAUGAGCUCCGAGGUUGUUAAUCAAUGGUAUAUGCUUCUGAUGAAGCCAUCAGUCUGCCUUAUUUCAACGUAACUUUUUAGAAACCAUAUUUAAUAGUGGAAUUCCUUGCAAAGAACUGCUUUACCCAUGAUCCUGAAGAAAAAUGGUGGACCGAUCAGAAAGCUGUGGCCAACAAAGUGUGCCAAACAAGCUCUGCAGCGACCACCCACUUGCAAUACAAGUACACAAUCUUGUACCUUUUUUAAAAUCAAAUUUUCAAAUACUUUUUUGCUUCAAAUCAAAGUUUUUAACACCAUGAUUCACCUCGGAGCUGGUUGGUUUGGUUCAUGGCAUGAAAUCACUCUGCGCUCUAUUUUUUAAGCAAUAAGAUUCAAGAUGCCGUACUAUAAUGAAAAAAAGCACAAUCUCAAACAUAAUUACUUUUAUAAAAUGGUUCUACUAUUAAAACAAUUAUUGGCACACUUUUGCAUUCAUUUUUUUAUUUUACUUUUCAUUUAAUAGUGCAUUCAUAUACAGGUACACAGUAGCUAGAUGAACAGGUGUUUUGUAUCAUAGCUGUUACUUUAUCAUGUAUUUCAGAAUGGCUGGAAUGCUGUAUUCUUAAAUCAAUAUCAAGGACCAAAACUGUCUUAAUCAGUUUUCUGCAAAAACAGUCAUGCAUAAUGAGAUCACAGUUUGCCUUCUUUAUGUCCAUUUACAUUUUUUUGUAACAUGUUACAUACAGAAUGAAUGUGUUUCAAGAAUCCAUGAGCCCAAGCCAUAUUUUGAAACUCUGUAUACAACAUAUUUUGUCAUUAAGGGUUAAGCAUUACAUUAAGUAUAUGAUUGAAUCAUAUAGUUAAAAAACAUGUGAAAUA